Molecule: messenger RNA, 1731 nt
Organism: Penaeus monodon (black tiger shrimp)
Lineage: Eukaryota; Metazoa; Arthropoda; Malacostraca; Decapoda; Penaeidae
Product: neurofilament heavy polypeptide-like
Exons: 5
Coding region: 1-1731 (576 amino acids)
Source: RefSeq, a predicted model, not a curated record
AUGGCGACACGUGGUAUAAACCAAGUAUACGUGCAAGCCUGCAUAGUGCGGUGUGCGGAAGGUCGUGAUACACCAAGAAAAUCCUAUCCUAGAAGAAACUUGAGAAUAUCUAUUGAAUUCCUGAAACCAGUGACUUCUCCCAUUCCCGGUGUAGGCACCAAGCCGCGGUCCGGUAUUUUGGCAAAGCUUCAGAGGGAGGACGCGGGUUGGAGUCGAAGCAGAUUUGCCCCAAAACAGGAAGACGUGGGUUGGAGUCGAAGCAGAUUUGCCCCAAAACAGGAGGACGCGGGUUGGAGGCGAAGCAGAUUUGCCCCAAAACAGGAAGACGUGGGUUGGAGUCGAAGCAGAUUUGCCCCAAAACAGGAGGACGCGGGUUGGAGUCGAAGCAGAUUUGCCCCAAAACAGGAGGACGCGGGUUGGAGUCGAAGCAGAUUUGCCCAAAACAGGAGGACAUGGAUUGUAGUCGAAGCAGAUUUGCCCCAAAACAGGAGGACGUGGGUUGGAGUCGAAGCAGAUUUGCCCCAAAACAGGAGGACGUGGGUUGGAGUCGAAGCAGAUUUGCCCCAAAACAGGAGGACGCGGGUUGGAGUCGAAGCAGAUUUGCCCCAAAAUAUGAAGACGUGGAUUGGAGUCGAAGCAGAUUUGCCCCAAAACAGGAGGACGUGGGUUGGAGUCGAAGCAGAUUUGCCCCAAAAUAUGAAGACGUGGGUUGGAGUCGAAGCAGGUGGGUUUCAAGAGUCCUGUGAAAGAAAAACAAGGUUAACGGAGAUUGCCCAACAGGAGGGACGCGGGUUGGAGUCGAAGCAGAUUUGCCCCAAAAAGGAGGACGCGGGGUUUGGAGUCGAAGCAGAUUUGCCCCAAAACAGGAGGACGCGGGUUGGAGUCGAAGCAGAUUUGCCCCAAAAAAGGAGGACGUGGGUUGGAGUCGAAGCAGAUUUGCCCCAAAACAGGAGGACGCGGGUUGGAGUCGAAGCAGAUUUGCCCCAAAAAAAGGAGGACGCGGGUUGGAGUCGAAUCAGAUUUGCCCCAAACAGGAGGACCGGGUUGGAUGAAGCAGAUUCCCCAAAACAGGAGAACGCGGGUUUGGGUCGAAGCAGAUUUGCCCCAAAACAGGAGAACCGGGGGUUUGGGGUCGAAGCAGAUUUGCCCCAAAACAGGAGGACGCGGGUUGGAGUCGAAGCAGAUUUGCCCCAAAACAGGAGGACGCUGGGUUGGAGUCGAAGCAGAUUUGCCCCAAAACAGGAGAACGUGGGUUGGAGUCGAAGCAGAUUUGCCCCAAAACAGGAGGACGUGGGUUGGAGUCGAAGCAGAUUUGCCCCAAAACAGGAGGACGCGGGUUGGAGUCGAAGCAGAUUUGCCCCAAAACAGGAGAACGUGGGUUGGAGUCGAAGCAGAUUUGCCCCAAAACAGGAGAACGCGGGUUGGAGUCAAAGCAGAUUUGCCCCAAAACAGAAAGACGUGGGUUGGAGUCGAAGCAGAUUUGCCCCAAAACAGGAGGACGUGGGUUGGAGUCGAAGCAGAUUUGCCCCAAAACAGAGAACGUGGUGUUGGAUGUCGAAGCAAUUUGCCCAAAACAGUGAGACGUGGUUGGAGUCGAAGCAGAUUGCCCAAAAACAGGAGGACGAGGGUUGGAGUCGAAGCAGCUGUGGGCAAGAUACAUUCAGGUUAUGCAACAGCGACCUGGUGCAAUCGCGUUUUCAACAUCAGAAAGUAUCAGGGGACAAUAGUUGA